This is a messenger RNA of Lytechinus variegatus (green sea urchin), 1835 nucleotides long. RefSeq lists its product as uncharacterized. The coding region runs from base 237 to 1835 and encodes 532 amino acids. The transcript has a single exon. Lineage: Eukaryota; Metazoa; Echinodermata; Echinoidea; Temnopleuroida; Toxopneustidae. Gene Ontology annotation, molecular function: nucleic acid binding; zinc ion binding. The record is from RefSeq and is a predicted model, not a curated record.
UAUUUACCUGCGUUACGGUUGUAUAGCAGGUAAAUGUUGUUUGUUUCGUUAAUGUUCGUAAACCUUGCAGGAAUGCAUAGUCAAUGGGGUUCGAAGCCCUGGGGUUCGAAGCCUCCGUGGAAUGUAAUUACAAGUGCAUUGGUGCAUUGGAGCGCGGAAAGAAUGGAUAACGCGCGGUAAGGAUACGUUGGGUGUAUCAUUCUAGCUUGUUCUCUUCGUUACGACAACACGACAUUAUGGAGCCGUCCGCAGUUGCAAAUUUCGUCGAAAUAAAAAUCAAAGAAAGCCAGACUGGACUCUUAAACGAGCUUGAUAAGCUAAUAUCUUCAAAGCUGGGCAGUUUUCAACAGAAGAUAAACGAAAACCAGCGUGAUCUCAGCGACAUACAAAUAGCUAAAAUAGAGGAAGUAAGCAAGGACGAAUUCAAGUUCCGACGCAGGGGUAACGAGGAACAAUAUAAACUAAAUUCGAAGGUUCUGAGUAAAAUCAAGCAAGCUGAUGUCCUACUGAGUGAAGAACAUGACGGAGCUAAAGGAGAAGCAAGAUCAAAACUAUCUGAAGGUAUGGAGUUAAUUGAGUACAGACAAAAGAUAAUCAAGCUUGCGGACAGUUCUGAAGGAGGAUGGACUACGGUAGACGAAUACGUGAGGAACGACUUGGCCGACGAUUCGGAUGACGAAAAGCGGAUCAUGAGAGCGGAAGCUAGGGCCCAAAGAAAGAAAAAGGCGGGAAAGCUUUUGCAGAAGAAGAGAGUGUCCCGAUUCUCUCCUUAUCGUCCAUAUUUUGGGGCUAAUCAGCAGAACAGCACUUCUUCAGGAUCUGCCUUCGUCGUCAACGCCUCGCCAUUUUCGGCGAAGAAACCCGGGGCAUGUUUCUCGUGCGGCAAACCUGGUCAUUGGAGGGCAGAAUGCAAGGAAGCCGGAUCAAGUUACGCCAGUCCUGUGUCAAGUCAAUAUAACAAGCUAAGUGAUAAUUCUCAUUUAUGUAAUCAGACUAACAGGGAAGAGAGUAUACAUGGGUGUGAUAAUACUGAGAAUGAUGGAUGUAAAAUUUCAUCCCCAGUGGGAAGUUUGAAAAAAGGCAGGGAUUAUUGGAAAGAAAUAGGCGCAAAUUCUGAAAUACUAUCUAUUUUAGAUAAGGGGUAUGUAUUACCUUUCAUGACAUUGCCUGACGAUGCAGAUAUAAGAAAUAAUCGAUCGGCAAUCGAAAACUCAUCUUUUGUGGAGGAAGAAAUCGGAAAGCUAAUAAAAAAAGGGUGUGUAAGUGAGCUGAAAAAGAAACCAAAAGUGGUCAAUCCUCUAACAGUGUCCAAUAACAAGGCAAAAUUAAGAAUGGUUCUUGAUUGUAGGCACGUGAAUCCGCAUCUUUUCAAGCAGAAAUUUAAGUACGAGGACGCCAAGGCUGUUUGUGAUGUUUUCGAAAAGGGGGAUUUUGUUUUUACCUACGAUUUAAAAUCAGCGUAUCACCAUAUCGAAAUACAUGAUGAUCAUAAAGAAUAUCUGGGCUUUGCAUGGAACUUCAACGGGAUUAGACGAUAUUUCGUCUUUAAUGUACUGCCAUUCGGUUUGUCGACCGCGGGUUAUGUAUUCUCAAAGAUAAUGAGGCCAGUAGUAUCUCAUUGGCGAAACCAAGGGCAUAAAGCGAUAAUGUUUCUAGACGAUGGAAUAGCAGGUCUUGAUAGCUUGGAAGGGGCAAAGUCAUUUAGUGUGAAUGUGCAAUUGGACUUAAGAAAAUUAGGUUUCUUGUUGGCAAACGAGAAGUGUGAUUGGGAGCCAAAAUCACGGGCCAAAUGGUUGGGCUUAGACUGGGACUUCAUAGUUUUCAGGUCAGCAUAA